Messenger RNA from Peromyscus californicus insignis, 1687 nucleotides. It is a transcript of the gene Ct55, whose product is annotated as cancer/testis antigen 55. Lineage: Eukaryota; Metazoa; Chordata; Mammalia; Rodentia; Cricetidae. The record is from RefSeq and is a predicted model, not a curated record. Bases 414 to 1079 code for a protein of 221 amino acids. The transcript is spliced from 8 exons.
CGGGCGACGGCUCACUCGAUCCGCACCUGCAGGCGGACAUUGAGCAUCACCGAGGCCACCAUGUAGAAGUAAGGGAAGUUCACGCGCAGCCGCCAGGCCAGGUCGAAGAAGCUUCAGUGGAUUCGCGCCCUCCCGCCAGACCUGCAGCUGCUCAGCUCCGCCUACUCGCUGCAGGAUCUGAAUGAUGGAGAUGGAGACCCCGCAGCAUGCUUGCAGACUAGUCUCAGAGACCCGUAUCCUCAGGAUAUGUGGCCAGCCAAACACUGCACCUUUCUUGAAUUCAAAUAGAAAUGUAACUGUACCAUGGAGUGCUACCGAACCCAUAUUCAGUGCCAUUGGAGGCCUGCUGAAGGAGGCCAGAGGAUGUCCGAACCCCUGGAACUGGAGUUAGAGGUGGUUGUGAGUGCACUAAUAUGGGUUCUUGGAAUCACACCUGGGUCCUCGUGAAGAUUGAUGACACACAAACCAUGCAGGGAGUUGCGACAGGGUCCUGCAGUGACUAUGGUUGCAUUCACGAGCGCAUCCUCUUCAAUGCUGGUGUCAUGCCAGGCAAUGAACCUCUGCAAGUUAAACCAAAGGUUCCUGCACUUACGGAAGUAGACCAAAUCACUCACGGAUCUAAUGCAAUCACAGCGGAUGCUUACUGUGAUGGCCAUGGUGAUGACCCGUCAGCAUCUCACAUGACAGUGUCACUUGACUGUAUCACCUCUCUGAUAGAUGAUGCUGACCAUAUUAAUCACGAACUGUCUUUCUCUUUAGACAUUGUCUGUAAAGAUUUUGAACCUUAUAAGGGUGACCUGGUAGAAAUUGAGUUUUCUGAGCAGCAAGACACACAGAGCAGGAAGGCCAUCUUGAUGAAGCCUCUGAAACACCAUCAUGUAAAUGAGGUUUGCGUUACCAGAGUAGAUGGAAGAACUGGGGUGCUGGAAGACACCAUCUUUUUCACCUUGGAUUCCCUUAAACUUCCUUCUGGAUAUGUGCCUCAACUAGAUGAUAUUGUCAAUGUGGUCGCUGUGCAGAGCAUUCAGUCUCAGUAUUUGUGGAGAGCAGUCAUAAUGGCCCCAGUACAAGGAACAUAGGAACCAAGCCUUUUGUAUUUCUUCUUCAGUGUUAUUUCUAUGUGUAGUGAAGGGCCUACUUUAAUGCAAUAGUUUGAAUUAGUAAGCCAAAAUGUAUGUUAACUAUGUUUUUACUUGAAAACACCCUGGUAAUUUUGUUGGAAGUGUGGACUCACUUUAGGAAGGUGCCUGAUCUAUUCAGAGACAUACCCAAACUGGCUUUUGUGUACAGCAAAGGAACAACACUUCAUAUUAGGUUAAAUUCUGUUUUCCAUGGUCAGGAAUGUAUUAUGUGCUGCUAGUGGCCUUGUUUGUCCUUUGAGUAACAUGCAGAGGGAGGCCAGCAAGUGAAUGUGUGUAAUUUAAAGGCACAGAUGCCUUCAAUUCCGAUCCCCUUAUGCUGUGUACAAUGUUUACUUUUUCCAUAGCAUUUUUCAUUUCCCACUGCCUACUCAGUUUGUUAAAUUUAACACCAAUCUAAUAGAGCCCAUCCUUCCAUGUUAGAAUGCUAGAUUCAUACAUACAGGGUUUUGGCUUAUCCAUUAGCUUCUCAGCCAGUGUCUGAUAGUUGGGGCAGACCACAUAUUAUUAACUUUAAUAAUAAUAAACGAGUUGUCUGAGCAGCAAUA